AUGCAUUGUACAAUCAACAGGUCUGAACCCGGAUUCACCCAAUACAAUCCAAAUAUUGUAUUGGACUGUUCUCAAGCUUUUACAAACUCCUCCUUGUGUAUCCUAGCAUGUCAGACAUAUUUGUGCUCUAGUUCAAACAGCAUAGAUGGCAACUGUUGUUUUCAUGCCAGUAACCAGGAAAAAUAUCAGAGUUCAAAGGACAGUGUUGUCACAUGCAACUUUUCCUUUCUUUCAUUUCAUUUCUUGAUGCUUUCAGCAAUGUCUUCCACAAAACAUCGACCAAACCCAAGAAAACGACCAAUCGACCUUGUAACUCCUGAAUUCCCUCCUCUACCUGCCAUAUCAUCACUGAAGGCAACUGUAGAAUUUGCUGCCAAGUCACAAGAAGCUCUGCGUUCGAUCCCCACCAUUUCCACCAACCUUGCCUCUCUGUUUCUUCCUCUGAUUUCUCCUAAUCGACUUCAACGGCGAUUUAGAGUCGAGGAAAACACAGUGUUUGUGGUUAUGACAAAGUCUUAUCCCCUCUUGAAGAACGAACUUGACUUAUUUAGUGUAAAAGACUUUUACGGAAUUUAUGUACGAGGCCCAGUUGGAGUUGGAAAGAGCUAUUUGCUGUAUUUGCUGGCUGCUGAAUAUCGCCUGAACCGAGAAAAUUACAGAGUCACCUACAUCAAUAAUUGUGCUGCAUGGAGAGCAUACAAGUUUGGAUAUAUCCUCAGAGAACUUGUCACUACAUUUUAUGAUGAUACUAUUGGAGAAAAGUCUAUCGUGGAAUGGUGUCAAGCAGUUACUGAGAGUAACAAAGAAGAAGAAAUGAUGAUGAUGAUGAUGGAGUCACUUGUCAAUUAUAUUCACCUGAAUAAGCUUCAAUGGAUUGUAAUUUUUGACCAACACAAUGCUUUGUUCGAUCCUUCGGUUAUCAAGGAUUUCCCUUUCAGUCUCAUCAACUACCUUUCCAACCACCAAAACUCGAACAUCAAGAUAAUUGUUUCAGCAUCUGCCAGCAACGAAGGAUAUCCAACUAAAAUGAAAGGUUGGCAUACUCACGAUCUCUCGAGUCACCGCUUUGACCAAGAAGAAUUCAAGGUGUGGUGUGACCAUUACUUGCUUGAAGAUAACACAAAAGUCGAUCACGAAUCUGAAGAGGCUAUGGAUGCGUUGUUCUGGACGGGUGGAGUUCCAUACGAAUUGGAUUUGCUUUGGAAGCAACCAGAAAAAUGUUUGAUUGAAAAGACAAUACUCUAUCGAAGGGAACGAUUCAGGGAUAUGGCUUUCAGUCAUGGCAAGUUUUGUGACAAGUUAUCGGAUGAAAAGAAAAACAAUCUUAAAGAAUGCAUCUCUCGCAUGGCUCUAAGACUAUCACCUCCCGAAAUUAACAUUGGAAUGGACCGACAACUCUUUAAUAUUAUUGAAGAUGAAGACGGCCAUAAAAUCAUUACUGCAUUGAAUCCCGUAGCUCGUCGUGCAUUGCUAGGCUACCACGGUCGUGGUCUUAUGACUUCCCUUGGGUUUGUUGCUGAAAUUGUUUUGAAAGAAACAUACUAUCCCAACAGCAUUAAGGGUAAAAUUAGCGAAAUGUACAUCACUACUAUGCUGGAAUUAUCGCAGCUCUUUACUUUUGAAUUCAGAAAGGUUGCAAAUAUUGCUAAAAUUGGAUCACCAGAAGAUUCUACUGAAAGAAAGAGUAUUGAAAUCAAGUCCGUGGUUCGUUUUUUGACAAACAAGCUACCCCCAAAGACAUCCUUCCACAAGAACAUCACGAGCUUGUUUGUUCCCGAAUCUCCGAAUUAUCCUAGAUUUGAUUUCUUUUUGUGGGAUUCAAAACGUCAAAUUAUGAUGGGAUUUCAAGUAACAGUUCACAAUCCGUUUUCUGAUCAUCCAAAAAUGACCAAUUCACAGACAUGGCAGCGAUUUUGCUUUGGUAAUUCCAAACAAACCCCGAUGGAAUUGUAUUGGGUUGUACCGAAACGCUGCAUUGGAACAGAUACUGCAUCGGUUGUGAAUGAUUCUAUUAUAUUGUUUGAAGAUUUGAUUUCCGAUUUUCCUGCGUUAGGAAAGUUGAAUCAUUGA
Molecule: messenger RNA, 2070 nt
Organism: Batrachochytrium dendrobatidis JAM81
Lineage: Eukaryota; Fungi; Chytridiomycota; Chytridiomycetes; Rhizophydiales
Exons: 3
Coding region: 1-2070 (689 amino acids)
Source: RefSeq, a predicted model, not a curated record